Messenger RNA from Lathyrus oleraceus (garden pea), 1272 nucleotides. RefSeq lists its product as uncharacterized. The record is from RefSeq and is a predicted model, not a curated record. Gene Ontology annotation, molecular function: DNA binding. The coding region runs from base 163 to 1056 and encodes 297 amino acids. The transcript has 5 exons. Lineage: Eukaryota; Viridiplantae; Streptophyta; Magnoliopsida; Fabales; Fabaceae.
AUUGAAGAAGAUUGACACGUGUUGGGAGGAGUGUGUAUAGGUGUCAGCAGCGGGAUGAGGUCAGGUAUCAAUUUUCCUUUUCCAUUAUAUCAAAGUUCAUAUACACAAUAUGUAUACGUUUUCCAUUUCAACAAUUUCACCAGAACAAGAAACUGGUAAAACAUGGAAGGCAAUGAAGUGGUGAAGAUGAUAGUUCCAUCAUCACAGCUCACCAAUGUUGAUGUGUCCGGCGACGGCGACGGCGAGAGACAAUACUCUUUUCCUGAAGAGAUAGAAACCUUCUACCUCAAACUCACCCACUUGUUAAACUCCUCUGGACUCACUCUCAUUAUCAAUGUCCGAGAAACUUCCUUAAACUUGUUCGAGUUUUACUUGGAGGUCGUUAAAAGAGGAGGUUAUAAACGGGUUUGUAAACAAAAGGAAUGGGGUGAAGUUGUUUCAGCUCUUAAACUGGAAGGAAACAAUGCAAAGUUACCAUCUCAAAUUAAAAAACUCUAUGCAAAUCUUCUAUACGAAUUUGAGAAAAUCUACUUCUACAGGUUUCGAGCAACUCAAACUGCAACUCACACCACCAAAGCAUUACCCGAAAGGCUUCUACAAGCACCCUCGAAUGACAAAGAAAAGAAGAAGCCACGAGGUGUUCCGAGGGGGGCAAAUGGAUAUCAAAUAUUCCUCAAACACGAAUGUGCCCGACUAAAAGCUUGUCGUCAGGACAUCAAUGGCAAAGCGAUCCUGCCCAUGGCUGUCGAAGGAUGGAAGAAUUUGUCAGAGAUUGAUAAACAGCCAUAUGUGGAGGAAAGCAAGAAGAUAAAGGAAGCAAUGAUCAUUGACAAUAAUAAACAUAAAGGGAAAGAAAAGAUACCUAGUAUUUGUGGUGACUACUACUACUGUGUAACUUCACAACCUCAAGGAAAUUACUCUUUUGCUAACAGUGCAGCAUUGGACUUGGCUUUUAAAAUUACGGAAAAAACAUCAAUGGAUCCCUUCUUCCUAUGUGAUUUGGAUGCAUAUCGUUCGGGAGAUUUGCUAAGUUUGAUAGAAAAUGGUGAAAUCUAAGUAACUAUACUAGUUAUUGGGCAAGUAUUUUUUGGUUUUUGAGGCAAUGUCAUUGCCUAUGCUUCUAAUGCUAAGCUGUUGUGUAUUUAUGGUUUUGAAAUAGCAGCAACCAAUGUUUGCACUAGUGAAGUAGGUAUGUAUAUAAACCAAGUGGAAUUGAUAUGAGGCAAAGUAAAUAUUAAUUCAAUCAAAUAUAAUUUUGAUUUAUCUUAUAAA